UAAAAGUCAAAGCUAACUUAAUAAUGGCGACGAACGCCGAAGGUCCUUGUGAAUCAAAAUUACCUACUGUGUUGAAUAUAGGGGGAAACUUAACGACAAGCGAGGAAAAUGCUUCAAGCACACAGCAAAUUACAAGAUGCCCAGCCACUAGUGCGCCACAGGAUACACAACUGCAGCAACAUGAGUAUGAAGCUGUGCUCGAUAUGAUAGGUUUCGGUUGUGCGCAAUGGAUAAUACUGCUGGUGUGCGGCUUGCUUUUGAUGGUGGUUAUCGACGAAACAGUCGGCAUGAGCAUCAUAACGAUCGCUUCACAAUGCGAUUUUGCUACAUCUGCGAUUGAUAAGGCCAUAAUGAAUGCGUCUAGUUUUGCGGAAUACAANUUGCUACUGCCAGAUAGCCCCAAAGUCCUGUUAUCUUUGGGUAAACAUGAUGAAGCUCUAUCAGCUGUUAAUUGGAUAUGUAAACGCAAUACCGGUAAAGAUUUAAAACAAAUUGGUGUAGAAAAAUUGAAGGCCGAAACAGAAUUGGAAACCGAUAGAUUGUUUUUAACAAGCAAGUCGUGGCAUGACACCGUGAAGAAUAUUUGGAUGGAAACUCGUCCGUUGUUCCGCCGUCCAUACGCUCUAAAUUUUUUGAUAUGUUGUACUGUUACGGCCGGGAUGUUCUUCAGCUCCACCGGCAUGUCUCUUUGGUUUUCAGAGAUCCAAAAUAGAGCUAACUCAAAUACAAAUGGAAGUCAUCUGACUAUUUGCGAAUUGAUUGAUCUUUCAAUACAGGAUGAUGAAGCGCUAGCCAAUUCUACGCAGAUCUGCAGCGAUCACAUCAGCAACAAAACUUAUAUUGAUUCGAUUUUACUUGGGCUGUGCUUUGUCGUGGGCUAUGCUUUGUUAGGCCCGGUAAUAAAUAUAUUUGGACGCAAAGCUACAAUUAUUGGAUCUUUACUUUUGAGUGCCAUAUUCUGCGUUCUUAUGCUAGUGUUGGUUAAUCCAAUGGCGAUCGUCAUAUGCUUUAUUCUAUUUGUCACUAUGCCAGGUAUCUGCAUAUCGCUAUUGGGCAGCGGAGUGGUCGAUCUGGUGCCUACACAUUUGCGUGGCAAAGCUGUUUGCAUUUGGUCAUUGCUUGGGCGUGCUGGGAGCAUUUUCGGAAGCAAUGUUAUCGGUGCGUUAUUAGCCUCUUACUGCAAUUUCACAUUUAGCUUCUUCGCUGGCUCCGUAAUUGUUUGUAUGUUCCUCACAAUCAUACUGCCUAUUUGAGUACAACAAAUACUUCUGACGACUGUUAAUUAAAUCGAAAGCUGUGAGCGUACCUUCGUUGUUGAAGUGAAUCAAUUAUUUUGUCAAAAAGUGUAUUAUACAUAUAAAUAUAUAUGUACAUAUGUCUAAGAUGACAAUGGUAUAACAUUCUUAUGUGCUCUCUUUUUGCAUAUACAAAUAAAGUUAGUGCAAGUAUUGUACUCUAUC
Rhagoletis zephyria (snowberry fruit fly) is the source of this 1460-nucleotide messenger RNA. RefSeq lists its product as uncharacterized. Gene Ontology annotation, biological process: transmembrane transport. NCBI's taxonomy places the organism in Eukaryota, Metazoa, Arthropoda, Insecta, Diptera, Tephritidae. Gene Ontology annotation, cellular component: membrane. The record is from RefSeq and is a predicted model, not a curated record. Gene Ontology annotation, molecular function: transmembrane transporter activity.